CUUGUAGUUUCUCUGCAUUUAACACUGUGUUCUAUACAAUGCAUGGAACUAAAAGAUUGGUUUGUGCAACUGUUUUGGACGUCAUUGGCACAAAAUAUGUAAUAAAUGAUCUUCUAUGUUUUCUUUCCAAUUACUCGCACCUCAUGUUUAGUGAACUGUUCUCUCUCUGCCUGGAAACAUAUACAUUUGAAGAGGUUAAAAAUUCCUUUGGGAUUCUGAACACUGCUUGUGAAAUUCAGUCAAAAAGCAAGCAAAUGACAAAACAGCAAACUUUAACAGAGCUAGUCAAAUUAUUCCAGACUUCAGUCCCAAAUGCUUGCUUUCUCUCUCAAGGUUUACAUGUACCAAACAUGUACAACCCCCAAGCUAAAAACAAGAUGCAAAUAUUCACUGAAAAACUCGACGCUAUUUGUAAGAAGUUAAACAAAGAAUACUACCAACAUUUGGGCUCCUUAAAACAACUAUCUGACACUAUAGAGCAUUUUGAAGAAAGCACUCAAUUUUCAAAACAAAACUCAAUCAUAGAAUAUGUUCAAAAUUAUGUACCCAUUGAGGAGACUACUUCAUCAUUAAAACAAAACUCAAACAUAGAUAAUGCUAAAAAAUGUCAAAACCUUCCACCCAUACCUCCCCUACCACAAAUACAGGCUGUAGAAAAAACACCAGCUCAUACACAACUAGAAGACAAUACCAACACACAGGAUUUCACCAUACUAAAUGUAACAUCUAUGGAUUCUAUGCCCCAAGUUACGUUAACAGAUUUGAAUGCAACACCUAUACCAAGAAAAAAAACAAGAGAAAACACCAAGACAGUUUCUACAUUACAAGACGAGCCAUUACAGGACUUUGCUUCUCCUUCCACCCUAUUGCAUGGAAAUAAAAGAGGAAAUUUCAAGCAGUACCAAUUUUCCAGUUCAACAAAUAGUAGCAGAAAAGCAGACUGUGACCAAUUCACCAGUUGUGCAUUCAGAAGAUGUUAAAAAAGAAAGGGUUGCAAAUUCUACAAUGGAAUUUGAAUUUAAUUUAAACGCCAAUGAAGAAAACUCAACUGCUACAAUUCCUGAUCAACAAGAGGUCCAGGGCCAAAGUACAUGUAAUAACAACGUUGAGCGACUUAAGCCUGAUGUACUGAAUGUUUCUACCAUUGCCGAAAAUCUAAAACAAUCCUCAAAAAAGAAUAAAAAAAAGAAAAAGAAGAAGCAGUAUGUUUGCAAAAUAUGCAAAUCGUUAUUUGAACAGCGGGCUCAAUUUCGUCAGCACAUUAAAGUUCACUCAGAAAUAAAACCAUACAAAUGUGAAAUGUGUCCGAAGGGCUUUGGAAGAUUGAAAAGCUUGAACCAACAUAAAAUUACUCAUAAUAUUUUCUCUUGUCAGGAUUGUAAUGGUGUAUUUACACAAAAAUCAGACCUAGACCAGCACCACACACCUGAUCACUGCCCCCACUUUCAAAAGCAAGUAACAACGUGCCUGAUUUGUGGUCAAAAGUAUAAACGAAAAUCUUCCCUUUCUAAGCAUAUGCGGGAAAAACAUAAUAUAUAUUUAGCCACAGGUGGUUCUACUGAUACUUUAAGUGAUUUGCCUUCUAACAAAGCUGUCCCAAGACCUGCAAAAAAAUUAUGUUACAUCUUGCCCAAGGAGCCACAAAAGUUAUAAGAUUUUUAUAUACCAGGGUUAUGAUAGAACGAUAGAUUAUUUUUUUAAACAAAAAGAGAUAUUAAGUGAUAAAAGUCAUAGUAUACUGAAGUGCUGGCAUUUUAUUGCAAUAGAGUAGUACAUUUUUUGCAUUCUUCCGUUUUAACCAAAUUUUUGUUUAAAUUACAUAUUUAAUCGAGAAUAUUAUUGCAGAAACUAAAUGUAACUGAUGUUUUUUUACAAACUUUCUGGUGUUUGCUUUUAAAUACAAUUUCUUUGUUUGCUAUACAGUUUGCAAUCAACAAAACUCUUUCCUAAAUUUUUAAUGUUUUAGCCUAGUUUUUUACUAUGUUCAGCUUUUAAAUGGUUUUAAUUAUUAGGUUGCAUGCAAAUCAGAGCAAAGUGUAUUCUAUAGGGAUCAUUGUGGUGUAUUUAUAAGCUCAGGUAUAUAGGUGUAAGCUAGACUUAGGGGGAAUUUAUAAUAUAAAAUGUUAGGGUCUUUUAUCGACAAGCGAAAAAGAAAGAACGAAUAUUAUGUUAGUUAGUGAUCGUCUUGGCUGUGCAAUGCGUAUAAUAAACACUGUCCGGGGGUUCUUUAAUCUCUUUCAGCAAAUACUGUUGUUUACUUUGCGACCCACGAAAAACAGCGUUAUUUACUUAUUUACAUACGGCGGCACAACAAGCGCAGCAAAUAUAAAAAAAUGUUGAAGUUUGGCCGAUCG
Molecule: messenger RNA, 2354 nt
Organism: Ciona intestinalis (vase tunicate)
Lineage: Eukaryota; Metazoa; Chordata; Ascidiacea; Phlebobranchia; Cionidae
Source: RefSeq